Molecule: messenger RNA, 5114 nt
Organism: Melitaea cinxia (Glanville fritillary)
Lineage: Eukaryota; Metazoa; Arthropoda; Insecta; Lepidoptera; Nymphalidae
Gene: Duox
Product: dual oxidase
Exons: 26
Coding region: 16-4305 (1429 amino acids)
Biological process (GO): defense response; superoxide anion generation; response to oxidative stress
Cellular component (GO): NADPH oxidase complex; plasma membrane
Molecular function (GO): heme binding; calcium ion binding; peroxidase activity
Source: RefSeq, a predicted model, not a curated record
GCGGAUGGCGUUUAUAUGAUGGCGGGGGUCGAUAGGCCCGGAGCCAGGACACUGUCAAAGAUAUUUAUGCGAGGACAAGAUGGACUGCCUUCACUCGCUAACAGGACAGCUUUACUUGCAUUUUUUGGCCAAGUAGUAACUGGAGAAAUAGUGAUGGCUUCAGAAUCUGGGUGUCCAAUUGAACAACAUCGCAUUCCAGUAGAGAAAUGUGACCACAUGUACGAUCCUAACUGCGAAGGUGCUAUGUACAUGCCUUUCCACAGAGCUGCGUAUGAUAGAUCAACCGGACAAAGCCCUAAUAGUCCUCGAGAACAAAUAAAUCAGAUAACAUCUUGGAUCGACGGCAGCUUCGUGUACAGUACAAGCGAGGCCUGGGUGAAUGCAAUGAGGUCAUUUCAGAAUGGGAGCUUGGCAAGUGAGGGUGGGAUGCCCUUACGUAAUACGAAACGUGUGCCACUAUUCAACAACCCAGUUCCUCAUUACAUGAGAAUGCUCAGUCCUGAAAGGCUCUUUUUGCUAGGUGAUCCGCGUACAAAUCAAAACCCAGCGAUGGUAACAUUUGGGAUUCUGCUGAUGCGUUGGCACAACGUUGUAGCGGCGCGCGUGCAUCGCCAGCAUCCGGACUGGAGCGAUGAACAGCUGUUUCAGCGAGCGAGAAGAAUCGUUAUUGCUAGUUUACAGAAUAUCAUAUUAUACGAGUACGUCCCAGCUUUCUUAGGCGUACCGAUCCCACCAUACUCUGGUUACCGUGCCGAAGUAGCCCCAGGAGUCACGCACGCCUUUGCAGUGGCUGCUUUCCGAUUCGGACAUACAUUGGUGCCACCGGCCAUAUUACUAAGAGACAGAAAUUGUAGAUACGGCCGGGCGCCUGGUGGUCAUGAUGCAAUUAGGCUGUGUCAGACUUGGUGGGAUGGAAAUGAUGUAAUGUCACAAAUACCAAUAGAAGAGGUUCUAAUGGGCAUGGCUUCCCAAUUGUCGGAGCGUGAGGACGCACUCCUCUGCUCAGAUGUGAGAGAUAAUCUCUUUGGACCCAUGGAGUUCUCACGAAGAGAUCUUGGUGCUUUGAACAUUAUGAGAGGGCGGGACAACGGCUUGCCAGAUUACAAUACGGCCAGAGAAUACUUUGGUCUACAUAAAAUCAAAACCUUCAAUGAAAUCAAUCCACAACUUUUUGAAAACAAUCCUGAUUUACUUCAAAAGUUAAUCCAAAUUUAUGAAGGAAGACUUGACAAUAUCGAUGUUUAUAUUGGUGGAAUGCUUGAAUCAACUGGACAUCCAGGAGAAUUGUUUAGAGCUAUCAUAAUAGACCAAUUUACAAGAAUACGAGACGGUGACAGAUUUUGGUUUGAAAACGAAGGGAAUGGAAUAUUUACUCGAGAAGAAAUCGAAGAUCUACGUCGUAUAACUCUAUGGGAUGUUAUUGUAAAUAGUACAGCAAUUGGUCCUAAUGAUAUCCAAAAAGACGUUUUCCACUGGUCAGAAGGAGAUCCGUGCCGUCAACCGUAUCAAUUAAAUGCUUCUAAACUACCACCAUGCAAAUACCUAAAGGGUUACGACUACUUUGAAGGAAAUGAGUUUGCAUACAUUUACACAUGUUUAAUUCUCACAUUCGUGCCAAUACUCUGCGCGGGCGCGGGAUAUGGCGUUGUAAAACUACAGAACAGUCGUCGACGUCGUCUUAAAAUACAGCAAGAACAUUUGAAAAAUGCUGAACAAAAAGGUUCUGUUGAUAAAAUGGUAUGUAGAGAAUGGGUACACGCAUCCCACAAGAGGCAAGUAAAGCUAAGACUCGGUCCAGAAUCUGCGCUUCAUGUAACUGAUCGCAAAGGUGAUAAGUUACGUACUGUACCAUUAGAACAUACCGACCAACUUACUGUAUUAGAAAGCCAAGAAAGCCGUACAAAUAAGCGCCCUCUCGUUUUGAUAAGAGUACAGCGUGAGCACGAUCUCGUCCUGGAAAUGGAUUCCUUUGCUUCACGUCGGAAAUUUCUUGUUAAAUUAGAUGCUUUUCUUUCACAACACAAAAAGGCACUAAAUCUCACACAGGGACAUCGAGACCAUAUCUUAGCAUCUGCAGAAACAAGAGAACGGCGUCAAAGAAAACUUGAACAUUUCUUCAGAGAAGCAUAUGCUAUCACUUUUGGUCUUGCACCUGGUGAAAAGAGACGAAGAUCUGAAGAUUCGGAUCCGGAGUCUAUAGUUAUGAGAACAUCUCUAUCCAAAAGUGAAUUUGCAAGUGCUCUUGGAAUGAAGUCAGAUGCAGUGUUUGUAAAGAAAAUGUUUAACAUUGUUGACAAAGAUGGUGAUGGAAGAAUAUCUUUUCAGGAGUUUCUUGACACUGUUGUAUUAUUUUCCCGUGGAGCGACAGAUGACAAACUUCGGAUUAUAUUUGAUAUGUGCGAUAAUGAUAGAAAUGGAGUAAUCGACAAAGGUGAAUUAAGUGAAAUGUUGCGUUCUUUAGUGGAGAUUGCGAGAACUACUUCCUUAAGAGAUGAACAUGUCACUGAACUUAUUGAUGGCAUGUUCUCCGAUGCUGGUCUUCAGCAUAAAGAACAUCUUACGUAUUCGGACUUCAAACUAAUGAUGAAAGAAUAUAAAGGAGAGUUUGUUGCAAUUGGCUUGGAUUGUAAAGGUGCUAAACAAAACUUUUUGGAUACAUCUACAAAUGUUGCUAGAAUGACCAGUUUUCAUAUAGAGCCUUCGAUGGAACAGAGAAGAAAUUGGUUCUUAUUGAAAUGGGAUUAUAUGACAACUUUUUUGGAAGAAAACCGACAAAAUAUAUUUUACCUAUUUGUUUUCUACGUUGUAACAAUAGGUUUAUUUGUUGAAAGAUUUGCGCAUUAUUCUUUCAUGUCUGAACAUUUAGACUUAAGACAUAUUAUGGGUGUUGGAAUCGCAAUAACUCGAGGAUCAGCAGCUUCAUUGUCUUUCUGCUACAGUCUUCUUCUUUUAACAAUGUCAAGAAACUUAUUGACGAAGUUAAAGGAAUUCAGCAUCCAACAGUAUAUACCAUUGGAUUCAAGUAUCCAAUUCCACAAAAUAGUUGCCUGUACGGCACUCUUUUUUUCCCUUCUUCACACAGCGGGCCACAUGGUGAACUUCUAUCACGUUUCCACGCAACCUGUAGAGAACUUACGCUGUUUGACGAAAGAAGUUCAUUUCACCUCAGAUUUUAGACCUGGAAUAACAUAUUGGGUCUUUCAAACUAUAACAGGUGUAACAGGCGUCCUGCUAUUCAUAAUAAUGUGCAUAAUAUUCAUAUUCGCACACCCCGUCAUCCGCAAGCGCGCGUAUCCGUGGUUCUGGCGCGCGCACUCGCUGCACGUCGCGCUCUACGCGCUUUGCCUCGUGCACGGCCUCGCGCGGCUAACCGGCGCGCCGAGGUUCUGGAUAUUCUUCCUCGGACCAGCCAUUAUUUACAUUUUGGACAAGGUUGUUUCAUUACGCACGAAAUAUCUGGCUUUAGAUGUGCUAGAAACGGAAAUGUUGCCAUCUGACGUCAUAAAAAUAAAAUUCUAUAGACCACCCAAUUUAAAAUAUUUGUCAGGUCAAUGGGUUCGGCUGGCUUGCACAGCAUUUAAGAAGGAAGAGUUCCAUUCCUUUACAUUAACAUCAGCACCGCACGAGAACUUUCUGUCAUGCCAUAUAAAAGCACAAGGACCUUGGACUUGGAAACUUCGAAAUUACUUUGAUCCUUGCAACUAUAAUCCAGAAAACCAGCCAAAAAUUAGAAUUCAAGGUCCAUUCGGAGGAGGUAACCAAGACUGGUACAAAUUCGAAGUUGCAGUUAUGGUCGGUGGAGGUAUUGGUGUAACUCCUUAUGCCUCAAUUCUAAACGAUCUAGUUUUUGGAACAUCUACUAAUAGAUAUUCAGGAGUUGCUUGCAAAAAGGUAUACUUCUUAUGGAUUUGUCCUUCACACAAGCACUUUGAGUGGUUCAUCGAUGUUCUAAGGGAUGUAGAAAGAAAAGACGUCACGAAUGUUCUGGAAAUACACAUAUUCAUAACCCAGUUCUUCCACAAGUUCGAUCUCAGGACUACGAUGCUGUAUAUCUGCGAAAACCACUUCCAAAGGUUAUCCCGAACUUCUAUGUUCACGGGACUAAAAGCAGUUAACCAUUUCGGACGUCCUGACAUGUCGUCCUUCCUUAAAUUCGUCCAGAAAAAACACAGUUAUGUGUCAAAAAUCGGCGUGUUCUCGUGUGGACCACGGCCGCUCACCAAAUCCAUCAUGUCGGCGUGCGAACAAGUCAACCGUACGAGACGACUACCCUACUUUAUACACCAUUUCGAAAACUUCGGAUAGUUACUUAUAACACUAUAAAUUCCACCUUACACAUGGUAAUAAAAUAGUGACAGAAUAAUAGAUAUUAAAAAAAAAUACUUUAAUUAACUCGAUACAUCAAAUUGUUAAUAUAGUUAAAAAUUAGUAAAUAUCAACAAAUAUCAGGUGACACAACGAAACGCUAUAAUUAUUAGUAAGACUACUUCAUUAUGAAAAAUUUUAUUAUUCCUUUAUCCCUGUUUUCCUCAACAAUCAAAUUUUAAUAGUGUGUAAUUUUUAUAAUUAAAUAAUUUUAUGACACUGCCUUUCAACAAACUAGUGAUGCUAUUUAAAUAAUUAUGAAUGUAAGAUAUUUAUUAAUACAUAUACAAAAUUUCAUUAUUCAUGAUAUUUUAAUGCCAAGUAGUUAAUAUUUUGGCAUUUUGUGUUACCAUUACUUUAAAAUAGAUUUGAAUCAUAAGUCAAUGUAGGUAUGUUAAGUUUUUGUUAGUCGUAUUUUUUAUAUUCAUAUACUUUCUGCACGAAAAAGAAGUUUCUCACUUUCCAAAUAUUAUUUGAGUUUCGGCUUUGAAGAAUAUCGUUUUCAUAAAAUCAUAGCGACGUUAGUACAAAACAACUUUGCAUUUUUAUGUACAAAACUGUAAACUAUUUUAUAAUUAUUGUAAAAUACUCAUUGCGACUAAAAUUAAGUUAUUUGUCCUUUACGAUUAUUUAAAUUCAAAAAGAUGCUUUUAAAUGUAUAUAGUGUAGAUGUUAUUGGCUAGAAUAAGAGUAACCGAUUUUUACAGAUUUAUAGUGUAAAUAAUGAAAUAAAUUUUGUUUCCUAUGAA